Messenger RNA from Nicotiana tabacum (common tobacco), 939 nucleotides. NCBI's taxonomy places the organism in Eukaryota, Viridiplantae, Streptophyta, Magnoliopsida, Solanales, Solanaceae. The record is from RefSeq and is a predicted model, not a curated record.
UUUUACACACUUUAGUAGAGCUUGUUAACACCAUCUUAUAAUUGACGCCUUCCAUAAGUUAUUCACAUAAUUUAUUAUCUGCUGACUUUUUAAAUCUGUAUUCGUAAAUGUAGCUGGUUCAUGCUUUUAUCUAUUAUGAUAGCACAAGAUGUUAGAGGAAUUAAUCAGAGAUCUCAUAUUUGUUUUCCUUCCCAUCAGCUUGCAAAGAAGGGGGAAAAGUUCAUUGAACUUCCAUAUGUUGUAAAGGGAAUGGAUGUAUCAUUCAGUGGAAUACUGAGCUACAUUGAAGCCACUGCAGAGGAGAAGCUGAAAAAUAAUGAGUGCACACCAGCAGACCUUUGUUUCUCUUUGCAGGAAACUCUGUUUGCGAUGCUUGUAGAGAUUACAGAACGAGCAAUGGCUCAUUGUGAUAAGAAAAAUGUGCUAAUUGUUGGUGGUGUAGGAUGCAAUGAGCGCUUGCAACAGAUGAUGCAAAUAAUGUGCUCUGAGAGGGGCGGCAAGUUGUUUGCAACUGAUGACAGGUACUGCAUUGACAAUGGAGCAAUGAUUGCUUAUACUGGUCUCCUAGAGUAUGCAAAUGGUGCAUCGACUCCGAUGGAGGAAUCAACAUUCACACAGCGAUUUAGAACCGAUGAGGUCCUUGCAACUUGGAGAGAGAAGGAAUCAGCAAAAGUCUGAAUAACAGCUGGGUAUAUUGAGGUGAAGAUGUAAAUCUUAUUUGGUAUCUUCAGUUUGUUACACUUUCAUGGUCAAUCCGUGUGAUUGUAUUGUACUCUAUUUAUCUGCCCAUGGCGGCUUAUAAUGGUCCAUCCAUGUCAACUGUAAGUCGUACAUGAACAGUUUGUGUACUAGUUACACAUUUCCAGAAGAUUAUUGUAAUAUAUUGUUAUACAUUCUUAAUACUGGAAUUGCCACUACUUUGGGCCCUUUGAAAGCUUA